AUGGAUCGCUACUUGACACUCUUGUGCCUUGCCCCCAUCCUAUAUACUAUCUACAGGUGUUUCACCGGCACCUCGCUUUCUCGAGUGCGUGGGCCCAAGCCCACUUCAUUCCUUUUCGGAAACCUUCCCGAGUUGUACCAGGGUCAGGCUGGUGAAGCAGAUUUUCGCUGGCAACGCCUCUACGGCGAUGUCAUCCGGGUGAAGGGCAUCCUUGGUGUAAGCAUGCUGCUUGGAGAUAUGGCCUUCGUUCUCACCUUUGUUCUCGGCUGUAGGAGGAUCAACUUAUGGUUGCUGAUCCGAAAGCUCUGUCACGGAUUUUUGCCACUGCCUCGUAUCAUUUCCCAAAGCCACCUUGAACGUCGGGUUCAGUCGCUGAUCCUGAACGGAAAGAGUGUCGUCUGGGCGGAGGGUGAUAUUCACAAACGACAGAGAAAGAUAUUGAAUCCAGGCUUCGGCGGAGCUGAAUCACGGGCAUUCUUAGUCAUAUCGCAAGCUUCUGCUGAACGUUUGAGCAUGACAUGGAGCGAAACUAUCGAGGCUAAUAACGGCGACAAGGUUGUCCUGGAUAUCCCCAGUUGGAUCUCCCGAGCUACUUUAGAUGCCAUAGCAGAGGCUGCUUUCGACAUCCGGUUGGGCUGCCUUCGGAAUUCCGACAAUGCACUGGCGAAAAGCUACAAUGGGAUGUUAAUGAAUGUUUAUGGCACCCCUUCUUCAAUACAAAUAUUCAUCCAGGAAGCUUUGAAGUAUAUCCCGACGUCGAUCUUAACAUACUGGGCUAAGCACAGCUCAAAUCGUCGUGUCGUACGUAUCCGCGAAACGAGAAAAGUCGCCACUGCCAUUGCAGAAAGCAUGGUGAAAGAGAAGGCAGAGUUUCUCUUGCAGGGGAAGGGAGGCAGGGAUAUCUUCACGCUACUUGGUGAGUACGACAUGCGAAAACACAAGCUAAGCGAUGAAGAGUUAUACUCGCAGAUGCGUAUAAUUCUUAUUGCGGGUCAAGAAUCGACCUCACAUACUAUCAAUUGGACCUUACUGGAACUAGCACGAAAACCAGAGAUACAGUCGAGACUCAGAUCGGAGAUAACACAACACGAGUCUGCCAUUCAUGCUCGUGGCGACACGCAGUUCACAGCAUCCGACUUGGACAAUAUGUUGUACUUGAAUGCUAUCAUUAAGGAAGCUUUGCGGUAUCAUUGUGCGGCAGCGCAAGUGUUCCGCGUGGCUUCUCAGGACUGUAUUUUGCCCCUUUCUCGACCUAUUACGACGGAGUCAGGUGAACUAAUGUAUGAGGUACUCGUUCCGAAAGGGACUCGCAUUAUAGCAUCUGUCGCUGCAUACAAUCGCAACAAGGACAUGUGGGGUGAGGACGCUGACGUGUUCAAUCCAGGCCGUUGGCUGGAUGGCAUUGCCAAGGACAAAAAAGAAGCUGCCACCGGAGUAUACUCGAGCCUGUUGACGUUCGGUGGUGGCCACCGCGCGUGUCUGGGUUGGCGAUUCGCGGUCAUCGAGAUCCAAGCUUUCCUAGUGGAGAUUGUUCGCAAAUUCGAGAUAUCCCUCACCGAGAAAGCGAGGCGAAUUCGGCGUGAAUCGUGUCUUGUGAUGGUGCCUACCGUGGAAGGCGAGGUUACUCGUGGAGUUCAACUACCGCUCGCUAUUUCCAUCACUCCACGGAAUCGGGACGAGUGA
Pisolithus orientalis is the source of this 1683-nucleotide messenger RNA. Its product is annotated as cytochrome P450. The transcript has 12 exons. The record is from RefSeq and is a predicted model, not a curated record. Lineage: Eukaryota; Fungi; Basidiomycota; Agaricomycetes; Boletales; Pisolithaceae. The coding region runs from base 1 to 1683 and encodes 560 amino acids. Gene Ontology annotation, molecular function: monooxygenase activity; oxidoreductase activity, acting on paired donors, with incorporation or reduction of molecular oxygen; heme binding.